AUGUCAGCGCCGGGAGCCUCUGCGUCGCAAGCUGCUAGCUCCGAGAAUGUGAUCCCCCGUGCCGAACUCGAUGUCUCGAAGCUCCAUGCCCUACCAUCGGAACAACAAGACCUCUACCUCCUAACCUUCACGGCCGACCUGGUUCAGUAUACCGCGAAGCUUGACAAAGAUGAGAUAUCCUCUCAGCAAGGAUUUAUUAAGCAGGAAUUGUUUAAAAUUAUAAAACUCCCCUCGCCUGUCCCUUCACGAGUAAUACGGAAUAAUAUUGGGAGAUGCUUUGGCGCUAUAUUUACUAGGGGAAACCGAGCUAUACUCUACGACACUGUCAACGAGCUGAUAGGGAUUUUGAAUGCUGGGAAAAAUGAACUGGAUUUGAAGGCAAAAUUUGCUGCUGCAGUUGCGCUGGGAGAUAUUUUUGUUGCAGCCGGAGAUGGCAUCAUUAAUCAAUCCAGCGUGACGGUCUCGGCUCUGUUUAAGCUUCUCAAAUCCUCUCAGAAUCAUGCUGGACUCAGGGGCUGCAUUUACUCCGCCGUGAGGAAAGUUGUGUCCGGAAUAGGCAUACCGAUCGACGAAUCGACUGCUAAGGAUAUCUGGAAACAUGCUCGAAAUGCAGCCGUGGGCGAUAAGGCCUAUUCGGUCCAAGCUAGCGCUUGUUUGUGCUUGGGACAACUUAUUAGGAACACGCCAUAUUUCAACAACGCGAAUGACUUUGAGAACCUAAAAUCAACCAUAUGGAAAGUUAUGGAUAGCCCAAUAACUUCAGUGAGACAUGCGUCCGCCGCUUGCCUUGCAGAAAUGCUGGUCAAAUGUCAUUCGGCUCGGGGUCAUAUUGAAGUGCCUAUCGUCAAACGACCCAAAAAGCCUUUAAAAAAGGCAGGUCCUACUACAGUUGAGGAUGAAGUCCCAGAGCGCCCUCAAUCCCCGUCAGGACGGAAAGCAGAAACUAUCCUGGCAUUUAAACUUCCAGACCUUCUUCGGCAACUAUCUCUUCAGUACUGUCGAAUGUCAACUGGAAACAGAGCAAGAGCUGGCAUUGCGGUAUGCUACAAACUAGUCUUGCGUGCUUUGGGCGAAAAGCUAGUUGAAGAGCGCUACGCCGAGAUUGCUGGUCAUCUCCUGGUCACUCUUUUGAACCACGCCACCAUAGUAAACAACCGAUAUCGCUUACUCAUGACCAGGAAAUUCAUUAAACACAUCUUGGAAGAUGUAGUGGGAUCAGAGAUUUUGAGUGAAAACGGGCAGCUUAAUGCUGCCAGAUGGUUAGUCAAUGACCUUUUGAAAGACUAUCCGCAAGUAUUGCAGGAACGUCGAGAGCCAAGCAAACAUACUUUGACUUGUGCCGUCAGCGCUCUAUCUUCUUUGAUAUGCUCUCUAGGCUCUGCGGUCGGUUCGAUUGCGGAUAGUUGUCGAGAAGCACUCUUGCAGGAUUUGCAGCACUCAAGUUAUACUGUCCAGAUAUAUGUCGCUCAUUGCCUGCAAAAUUUUGUUUUGGCAUGCCCUCAGCAACUACUUUCGUGUAUAACGAUAUGUAUGAAUAGCCUGCACAGAGAGAUCGGACAGCUAUCGACGCCUAGACAAUCAAGUCGGCGCUGUCUCGGUUAUGCCCAUGGCUUAGCUUCGAUGUUAAGCACAUCAAGGCUCCAGCCGCUUUACGGAUCUGUGGACAUUUACUCACAAGUAUUGUCCCAAGCCACUGAUUUGCUUAAAACGAGCGGCAGCUCUGAGCUACGGAUAGCUAGCACACAGAUCCAGGUGGCCUGGAUACUAAUUGGCGGCCUUCUGCCUUUGGGCCCAAAUUUCACCAAAAUACACCUCUCGCAGUUGCUACUGUUAUGGAAAAAUGCGCUUCCUAAGGCUUUACCGAAAGACGAUUUAUCCAAACGGAGUCCCUUAGAGCUGGGCUUUUUAGCUCAUGUUAGAGAAUGUGCCCUGAGCUCCAUUCUCGUUUUUCUCGAGUUCAAUAGCAAGCUUGUUACCUCCGAUGGUGCGAAGAGAAUUGCGACAAUGCUCCAAAAUACAAUAAUAUUCCUUGAAAACCUGCCUCGCAUCAAGUCUACAGAAGAUAUCUCACAACGUUUGUCGCCUUCUUUACACCUCAAAGACUUUCCGAUCCUGGUCCGGCGACGAGUCUUGCAGUGUUUCGCGAAACUGGUUAAUUUAAGUCAUACCAAUGUUGCAGACCUCCUAUCGCUUUCCAAUGUCUUAGGACUCGCGAUAUCUUCCUUUGCAGAUCCAGAUUUUAUGUCGAUAAACCCUCUGGAUUCUUCCGUUGCCAGUGUUGCUACGAGUUUUGAGAAUUUGUGGGAUCUUGAUGAUAAUUUCGGGUUUGGCGUAACCGGGCUCGCAACAGCAUUCUCUCGCGAUAGUGACCACAGGAACGAAAGUUUGGGCGCUAGACAACUGCCUACCAACACCGACAAGGCAAUAGACAGCAUGUUGAUCUCCCCAAUAUGCCAAGGGAGAGAACAUGAUUCAGUACUUCUAUAUUGUACACCGGAUAUCAAACACAGCUCGCUUCCCGAUCCGCCAGCCACUGAAGUAGUCAAUGCUGCUAUCAAGCUGUUUGCGACCACCCUUCCGUUGCAGGCACCCAAAGUUCAGGAAAGUAGUGUUGAGCAAAUAGCUACUCUUUUAGCUUCGCAAAGCCUUGCUCGAAACCCCGGCAGAAAAGCGGCUAUGACAGUUAAUAUUGCGGUGGCUUUAUUGUACACUCUUCGAGUCGCAGUGAAGGAAACAGAUUUCUUCCCCGGUAGUCUAAAAAACCCUGGGACGGAGAAGAUUGUGGGAGAGCUUCUCCAGACGUUUAUCACAGACCCUGAUUACAUCGUACGCACUAUAGCUUUUGAAGCUCUCGGGCGACUAUGUAAUAGCGCGGGAAAUUCGUACACGAAUUCGCAAAUCAAUUCCGUCAUCGAUACAAUUGUAGAAAAUCGUGACCCAAAUGCUCGUGCCGGGUGCGCCGCUGCGUUGGGCUCUAUCCAUGCCCAGGUCGGUGGCAUGGCUGCGGGUUUUCAUUUGAAGACUAUCAUCGGUGUCCUAAUGUCACUCUGCAGUGACCCCCACCCCGUUGUCCACUUUUGGGCUCUAGAAGGAUUGCUACGGGUUGUCGACUCCGCUGGGUUAACCUUUUCCGCCUAUGUUUCCGGCACUCUUGGAAUGCUGGCGCGGCUUUAUGCCACCGAUACACACAACGAAGAGUCCUCAUUAAUUGCAACAUCUAAUUACGAAACCGUCUUCUCUACGCCUCUAGCUAUAAGCCGAUGUGUUGAUGCUCUUAUUAAUGUCAUAGGUCCCGACCUCCGCGAUAUAACGAAGACAAGAGAGCUCGUUUUUACCCUAGUUAAGGAAUUUCAACUGGAAACGGACAUAUCAAUGGUGGCAGUGAGCUCUAGAUGCUUGGAUCAUCUGUCACUGUACGCUUCAGAUCAUAUGGACUUUCCCGGAUAUGUCCACUGGCUUCAGCAGGAACUGAAUUCCAAGGAAACACCGGUCCGUGAAGCUGCAGUACGAGGCCUAAAUAACAUCAUGAAACGAGAUCCGGAGAGAGUGAUACGUACUGCCUCCUCUACUUUCGAGGACGAGCUAUGGAUGGCUUUUGAUUCUAUUCCGGAUAAUGAACCACUCAAAGACCUCGUCCGUAACUGGCUGCACCGAACAGGACUUACAGAUACAGUUGCUUGGGUGCAACGCUGCCAUAAAGUUCUCACAAAAGCCCGUCCGAAAGCCGAGGAGGCGUCAAGCCCGGUUACCGCAGUCAAUACUACCGCUCCCGAUGUUCCGGAUGACGAAGUGGCCGGUUUCGCCUCUGCAGCUGCGACGGAAAACCGAGAUUCUGGUGAACCCGAUUCUCCAACCGGUCAAGAAUUACUUAAAUGGCAAACACGGAAUUUCGCCAUGUGCUGCUUGAGCGAGCUUUUGAGCAUGGUUAGCGCAGAGAUACAACCCGAUCAAACAAUUCCAUCGGAAGCGGCACUUCAGGAGAAGAUAGGAGAGAUUGUUCGAAUGGCGUUCUCCGCUUCUACUGCAAAUGUUGUUGAAUUGAGGAUCUGGGGUCUAAAGAUCCUCGAUCGUGUUUUGAAAAUGUUUGGAAAAACCCCAGAUCCCGAUUUUGCGGAAGCUUCUCUGCUAGAGCAAUAUCAGGCGCAAAUAGGCUCCGCUUUAACGCCGGCUUUCGCUACCGAUUCUUCCCCUGAGCUGGCCUCGGAGGCAAUAAACGUCUGUGCUACUUUUGUUGGAACUGGAAUUGUUACGAGCGUAGAGAGGAUGGGCCGUAUUUUCAAGCUCCUUGUUGUCGGCCUAGAAAAUUUUGCAAAUAAUCCUGAGACCACCGACAUUGGAGAUCUCAAGGGGCUUAAUUCGAACGCUCGGGUUAUGAUAAAGCUAGCACUGUAUUCUGCAUGGGCCCGAUUACAGAUUGCUAGCGCAGAGCAAAACUACUUAGUCAAAGUUAUCCAGCCUUACACUGCAAUGCUUACUCCACUCUGGCUCUCAUCUCUUCAAGAGUACGCUCGUCUUCGAUUUGAGCCAGACAUAUCAAGUACACUCGGAUCGAUUGGCGUGCCUGAUAACCUGGAUGAUACAUACGCCGCUUUGAACCGUGAGAUUCUUCUUAAUUUCUAUCAAGACUCAUGGUUGAAUUUCGUGGACGCCAUCGCCAGUUUAGUCGAAAAGGACAGUGCUUUUGUUUUCGAUGCGUUGGACAAUAAGGAGAAAGCUAAACCUGACCAAACCUCGGGAUCCGAGCCCGUUAUGAAUGGAACGAGCGGGAAAGGGAACAAUAUCAAUUACCGUGACGAGCCUGUUGCUUUUUUCUUUGUUCUCUUUGGUCUCGCAUUUGAAGCUCUUGUCGGCCAAUCGAGUGCGCCAUCUUCUCAAAUCCUCGAGAUUCUGCAAGCUUUGCAGAAGAUCCUACGGCCUUCAGUCGCCGGAAACGCGGUUUAUCAAGAUGCUGUGUUUUCGGAAACCAUCGAUGCGCUUGACAGGCUAGUGAUGACAGAAGGGCACAAUAUCCAAUCUGUGAUCGUGGAGAUUUCUCGAAACCUGGCACUGCAUCAUCAAGCCGCAAUGCGGACUGAGCUACGCACUGACAGCCUCUCGGAUGAUAUCGAACAACUUUUUGAGCUCACUCGCAACAUUAUCUUGGUUCUCGCGGGCAUCCUCCCUAACCUUAGCGAUUCCUCUCCCAAGGCCCGUUCCGCUAUAUCUGAGGACUCUAUUCCGCUUAUUCAACUCGCUCUAUCAUCUCUAGUCGACAUCACCUCCGUUUUCCCUUCAAUCAUUCGCUCCGAUCUUCACGCCUGUAUACUUCACAUAUUUGGCACUAUUCUUGCAACUGGCAGCUGCCAGACAAGCAUCGUACCACCAGCGCUCCCUAUUUUUCGACGAUUCAUCCUUGACCUUGCUGCUCCCUCGCGCCAUUCGAACGAAGAAACAACAAUCAUAUCUCACCAAAUUCGUGGCUGUAUAACCCGUUUUCUAUCAAUCCUCCGUGUAGCACAACAGCGAGAGUCAGAAGCGUCAUUGCCUUGUGCUAAAAACACUCUAUUAGCGCUAACUAUUCUCUUCACCGGCAGCAGCCAUGUGAUCCCUUCUCAAGAUCCUUUAAUCCCAGAGGUGUUACAAGAAAUGCUUGACUGCCUCCAGGACCUUGGCCUCGCUAGUGUUGCGGCUGGGUGUAUAAGAUCCCUCCUUCUUUCUACUCCCCGUUCGCCCACCGAUGAUUUUAUUGCCCGGUUCAUAUUUCCCCGCCUAAUCGCGUUUAUCGCUGGAAUUCCAACGGGAAUAGAUGGAGGCCCACCCAACGACCCUGAACAUGUCAAAGCAUCGAUCGCACAUAUUCUCGUAUCCUGCGUGGACUCUGCUACCAUUCCUGCCAGCGCCGUGCCAAAUGCAAUGGCACUCUUGAUCCCUGCAUUGUUGCAACGAGCGCAAAACGACGGCCCGGACGUAUACAAAGACACGGCUGCAAGACUGUUGGAAUUAGCACAGGUUGAUCAAAUCUCGUUUAGAAAUUUCGCGUCAAGUAUGGAGCCCAGCUUGAGGACGCUUACUGAGGACAUUCUACGAAGUACCGGGUCGGGUGGAAGCGCUGGACGCGCGAGGAGGGAUAUGAAUGAUGACGGUGCUGCUGCACCUAGCAUUACAUUGCGGAUGGACUUUUAG
This is a messenger RNA of Uncinocarpus reesii 1704, 6162 nucleotides long. RefSeq lists its product as uncharacterized. Lineage: Eukaryota; Fungi; Ascomycota; Eurotiomycetes; Onygenales; Onygenaceae. The transcript is spliced from 6 exons. The coding region runs from base 1 to 6162 and encodes 2053 amino acids. Gene Ontology annotation, cellular component: Golgi apparatus; endocytic vesicle; membrane. Gene Ontology annotation, biological process: intracellular protein localization; endocytosis; retrograde transport, endosome to Golgi. The record is from RefSeq and is a predicted model, not a curated record.